Messenger RNA from Oncorhynchus masou masou (cherry salmon), 3276 nucleotides. Its product is annotated as excitatory amino acid transporter 3-like. The transcript is spliced from 12 exons. Lineage: Eukaryota; Metazoa; Chordata; Actinopteri; Salmoniformes; Salmonidae. Gene Ontology annotation, biological process: L-glutamate transmembrane transport. The record is from RefSeq and is a predicted model, not a curated record. Gene Ontology annotation, molecular function: L-cysteine transmembrane transporter activity; L-glutamate transmembrane transporter activity; glutamate:sodium symporter activity. The coding region runs from base 281 to 1849 and encodes 522 amino acids. Gene Ontology annotation, cellular component: plasma membrane.
UCUCAUUCUCUGUCACACAUACUUUCUGCCUCACACACACACACACAGAGCGACACACGCAGGAGGCGGUUUUCUCCCUCUCCAUCAGAAACAACUGACGGCCACGCGGGAGAGCUGCAUCUUCUGUUUAGGUAGUUAUAGCUGGAGCGUAUACAGCUACUAGCCUCUACUGCCUGCUUACAUCUGUCAGCUGGCCACCCAAUACGUGGAUCCUUUUGUGUCCGACUUCCAUUGUGCCAUCUAUUGUGGGGGCUAAAGGAAGCCGCCGCCAGUGGACAAGAUGAAAGAACACAGGGGCUGUGACCUCAAAGGCUUACUGAAGAGGAACUGGUUGCUGAUUGCGACCAUUGUGUCGGUGUUGUUAGGGAUAGGCCUUGGUGUGUUGGUUAGGGAAUAUGCCUCCCUUUCCCACCUCGAUAAGCAGUAUUUUGGAUUCCCUGGAGAUAUCCUAAUGCGGAUGCUCAAGCUGGUCAUCCUGCCCCUCAUCAUCUCCAGCAUGAUAACAGGAGUGGCCGCCUUGGAUUCGGAUGUUUCCGGAAAGAUAGGUUUGAGGGCUCUGGUUUAUUACUUAACCACCACCAUCAUUGCAGUCAUUUUGGGUAUUGCAUUGGUGAUAACCAUCAAACCUGGUGUCUCUCAGAAGGCAGAAAACAUCGACAGGACAGAGAUCACACAAAACGUCAACACCGUCGACACACUACUGGAUCUUGUCAGAAACAUGUUUCCUGAAAACAUAGUGCAGGCUUGUUUCCAACAGUACAAGACAACGCGCAAAGAGUUGGAACCCUCUAAAGUGAAGGAGAACACUACAACCACAAUGUUCCCUCCUCUCUCUACCACGGUCAUGGCAACCAUUUUCCCCCCAGAGAACAUCACCAAGGACUAUAUAAUAGUUGGGUCAUAUUCUGAUGGGCUCAACGUGCUGGGCCUCAUCGUGUUCUGUGUGGCGUUUGGCCUCGUCAUCGGCAAGAUGGGUGAAAGGGGACGCAUCCUGCUGGAGUUCUUUGAUGCUUUAAAUGAGGCCACCAUGAUGCUAGUUCAGAUUAUCAUGUGCUAUAUGCCAGUGGGGAUACUCUUCCUCAUUGCUGCCAAGAUCAUCGAGGUAGAAGACUGGGAGAUCUUCAGGAAGUUGGGCAUGUACAUGGUGACAGUUUUGAGUGGCCUAGCUAUCCAUUCUACUGUUUUUUUGCCGCUGAUCUACUUUGUCAUUGUGAGGAAGAACCCGUAUACCUUUGCCUUUGGGAUGGCUCAGGCACUGGUCACUGCUCUCAUGAUCUCUUCCAGCUCUGCCACCCUGCCUGUCACCUUCCGCUGUGCCGAAGAGAACCUCCGGAUCGACAAGAGGAUCACCCGCUUCGUGUUGCCCGUGGGCGCCACCAUCAACAUGGACGGUACAGCUCUCUACGAGGCUGUCGCUGCCAUCUUCAUUGCCCAGCUCAACGACUAUGAUCUUGACGUGGGUCAGAUUGUCACUAUCAGUGUAACAGCAACAGUAGCCAGCAUCGGAGCCGCCGGUGUACCUAACGCUGGUUUUGUUACCAUGGUGAUUGUGCUGACUGCCGUUGGACUACCGGCAAAUGAUGUCACUUUAAUUAUUGCUGUGGAUUGGCUACUAGACCGCUUCCGCACCAUGAUCAACGUGCUGGGAGAUGCCUACGGAGCUGGCAUCGUUCAGAAGCUGUCCAGGCGGGAGCUGGAGAGGAUGGACGACACCUCGGACGUGACUAACCCCUUCGCCCUGGGGACCACGCUGGACAACGAGGAGUGUGAGAAGAAGUCCUACGUCAACGGCGGCUUCACCGUCGACAAAACCGACGCUAUCUCCUUCACCGAGACCUCCCAGUUUUAGGGGGGUGGGCAAAGGAGUGCCAAUGCUGCUAGAUGUUUAGCCUGGUUCUGUUUGUAGCCUGGUUCUAGAUCUGUGACCAACAUUAAUUAAUCCUGUUGAUGCAGGAUUACUGCUGGAGGAUUAUUUUCCUGCUGCAGCACACUGGCUCAAAUUAAGAUGCUACAUCUGUAGCAAUAUCAGCCACCACCAUCUGUUCUAUCUUGAUUCUCUUUCCAGCACUGUCCCCGAUGAUCAGUAUGUUUAACCACAAGUGGAAAUCCUCAGCAGCCCUUAAAAUGAGCUGGGCUGUAUCUGAAAUGACACCCUAUUGCUUAACUAGUGCACUACUUUAGACCAGGGCCUAUGUAGAGAAUGAGGUGUCCUUAGGGAUGAACCCAUGCUCUCUUUUACCAAAAGAGCUUCCAUUGUUAUGUUGACAUAGUGCCGACAAUGUACACAUUCACUUUUGAAUGAAUCAAUACUUUUGCUAUUGUUUUUACAUAGAGGGAGCAAAGGAGACUACAAGAGCCAGAGCUUUUGAAAUUCAUACCUACAGCGCGUGUGGGUAACUGAAAUAAUAUAUCGCCGGACUGAGCUGUGUAUAUGUAUUGUGAAAAAGAGCAUGGAAGAAGAACUAUAUUCUUGAUGUUCAAUACACUGUAUAUUGCAAAGAUUCAAACAGACUUUGUUGCUCUUCAGAAGCAAAUUAUUUUUGUGUGACUUUUCUUUUUGUCCAUUUUUGUUCGGGGGGGGGGUCAGAUACAAAAAAACAAUCAAAGAAAUCCAUACACGGACAACUCCAACCCAUUCCCCCCUUAGUCUCCACCCACCUGCCCGCAUUUUCCCUCCCCACUCAGAAACCAUGCCUCCCACCCCAUCUAGCCCUCCUCCCGAAUAAAGCAUGCCUCCCAUCCCAUCUAGCCCUCCUCCCGAAGAAAGCAUGCCUCCCAUCAGUCCCCCCCAUCCCCCAACAACAUCCAGAGACCCCCGUACCACCCCUUCCCGUGGGCCUGAAAGCAGAAAAAAAGUUACUAAAAUACAUAUAUAGAAUUGGUUUGUAUGUGUGGCGCUUUAGCUGAGAUUGUUCUUUACAUAGUCAAGUAUAUUUGUUGGUGAAAGUUAAUGUUCUUAAGCUUUACAAUAUGUGCCAAACAUCUUAUUCAUUAACUUUAUAUCAUUCAUCCAUGUAAUUUUAUUGCAUGAAGCAAUAUUACAAAUAAAUACAGUGGGAAACUUGUGAUGUACAUAGACCUGCUGAACAUCUUUUUCAAGUGACCAAUAGCCUUUAAGAAAGUAGAGUUGAUGGGCACACUAACGAGGUUUGAGUUAUGAAUUUAAUUGAAUACUGUGAAAUAUUUUCUUAAUGAAUUGCUAAAGAGGUGGAUGACUUUUUAAUAAGGAUGGUCUUGACAAUAAAGGCUUUCUGAUAACGAAUGCUAACUUUAAAA